ACUGUGGCAACAACAUGUAGGAUUGCGGUAUCCAGAUAAUACGAUAGCAAAUUAGGCCUUUAUUACCAGUAGCUUGGAUUUCCGAAAAUACCCCGGACAAGUCAGGGCGUGACUCGUCAACUGCUUUCGGCCCAAAACACUUCCCUGCUCUCUCGGUCUCUCCCAGAGUCCCAGCUCCCUCACUCUACUCUGGACGCGACUCGAACUUAAACCCUAGAGCCGCAGCCCCGGUCGCUCCACCGACCCCAAAUCUCAAAUCAGCGGGAGGGAACUCGCACGCGAAGGCUGAACUCAUGGCUCGCGUCUACGUUGGGAACCUGGAUCCGCGUGUCACGGCGCGGGAGAUCGAGGACGAGUUCCGGAUGUUUGGGGUUCUGAGGAGUGUAUGGGUUGCUAGGAAACCACCAGGGUUUGCCUUCAUUGACUUUGAUGACCGCAGGGAUGCACAAGAUGCCAUUCGUGAAUUGGAUGGUAAGAAUGGUUGGAGGGUUGAGCUGUCAACUAAAGUUGGUGGUGGCCGUGGCCGAGACCGUAACGGUUCUGAUAUGAAGUGCUAUGAGUGUGGUGAAGCUGGCCACUUUGCACGUGAAUGCCGCUUACGGAUUGGUUCAGGAGGCUUGGGUAGUGGAAGGCGUCGCAGCCGAAGUCCUAGAUAUCGCAGCCGCAGCCGCAGCCGCAGCCCAAGAUAUCGAAGGAGCCCAAGCUAUAGCAGAAGCCCGCGAGAUCGUUCUCCUAGGAGGCGAAGUUACAGCAGGUCGCCACUGGGAUCUCCUGCACGGAGUCUCAGCAGGUCACCGCCGCUGCCGCCGCCUCCUCCCAGAAAUAACAGCAGGUCACCACCUGGAGCCCGAGAAGUGAGCAGGUCGCCGCCGCCACCUCCUCCCAGAAAUAACAGCAGGUCACCACCGGCAGCCCGAGACGUGAGCAGGUCACCACCGGCAGCCCGAGACGUGAGCAGGUCGCCACCACCACCUCCUGAUGCCAGAAGAAGCUAUAGUGGAUCCCCAGGACAGCAGCCACAACGCGACGAGUCCCCAUAUGCCAAUGACGCCUGAGAUUCUCUUAGCUGCCCCAAGAUGCUGGAAAAUGCUAGGGGCCCCCAGCAUGUUUUGCCUGUCCGGUCGGCACAACUGUAAUUCUGUAGGAUCGAGUCUGAGAUUUUGUUCCAGUGUUUUGGGUUUCCCUUGACACAUCGCUGCUGAUACAAUUGUGGAGGCAGGAGCACAACGUUUCUGUUUUAAGUAUUGACUGGAUGACUUUGGGCGCUUGUAGUUGUCAAGGCAGGACCUGAUUUGUGUUAGGCUUGUAUUACUAGACUGCAUUCGAAUUUGGAGAAAGUGUUCAUCGUGCUGUAUGUUGAGAUA
Zea mays is the source of this 1364-nucleotide messenger RNA. RefSeq lists its product as uncharacterized. The record is from RefSeq and is a predicted model, not a curated record. The transcript has 5 exons. Bases 294 to 1055 code for a protein of 253 amino acids. NCBI's taxonomy places the organism in Eukaryota, Viridiplantae, Streptophyta, Magnoliopsida, Poales, Poaceae. Gene Ontology annotation, molecular function: zinc ion binding; RNA binding.